AUGGGGAUACAAGACCUUCAAACGUUUUUAGAGAACGAAGGUGUUGGUGUAGAUUUAUUUCGAAUCGCUAGAAACCACGCCGGAGGGUUCCGCUUGGUGCUUGACGCUGAAGGAUGUUUAGAUCGACUUUAUGGAGGAUAUUUUUCAGAUUGGGCUUGUGGUGGUCAAUGGGCACGAUGUGUCCAGUUUUUGACCACUCUUGCACAGGCAUUGGCUGAACAUCAAGUUGCUUUAUGUGUAUGUUUUAAUGGUGCACACCCUACUCCACCUGCUUUGCCUCACCAUUGGAUUCAAACUCAGGCUACAUACCGACAGAGGGUUAAUUCUGUUCUCCGCCACAUUGCAACCAAAGGUACCCCACCUCCUAAGGUCUGGUGGGUACCACCCAUGGGACUGCAUUCAUGUCUUCGGACAGCACUUAGAUAUCUUAACAUCCCAAUUAUGGUAUCUUCUGAUGAUCAUUGCCAAGAAGUGGUUGGACUUUGUCGGGAAAAAACAUAUGCUGGUCUCAUCGGUUGCUCUGGGGAAUAUUUAGUAUUUCAACCACCAAGGUACUUCAGCUCGUCCCAACUGAAACUGACAUACAGGUCGUCAUUGGAGACUAAAGAAUAUAUGGUACAUGAGCUACCUCAAGUUCUAGAUGUACCACAGGACCGACUAUGUCUUAUGGCAGCUUUACUUGGAGGGACAAUCCUCUCAGAGCAGAGCCUCACUGACUUUUAUAAACGUUUAGGAAUCACUCAAAAAAAGCAACAGGUUCCACCAGAAACUCUAGUAAAGGCUGUAUGUCAGUUUGUAAAAGAAUUGUCAUCUUCUGAUGUUGAUGCUGCAUGUAUCGAUGUAUUUGGUGAUCUGAAUGACCUCCGCGCUGCCAAACUCAAACAAGCUGUGCAAUACUAUUUAAAUGGGACUAAGGAUGGAUUCUUAAAAUAUAGAACUGCAUCUGGUCGACGUCCCAAGCCUAGCAAAAAAGGCCAAAAACCAGACAUAAGCCCACAGUCAACUUCAACAGAUCUAGACACAUCCAAGCUGGCUACUGAAUCAACUGAACAUGAGCUAAAAGGCUUGGAAGAUUACAAAUUGGCUACAGCGAAUGCGUCCAUGAGUGCCGAUUUAAGUAUGGAAGAAAGAAGCUUCGAUAUUCUUCACGGAAUGGCAGCGAUGUCAGUGGAAUCCGGAGAAGCGGGUCCAGCAAAGCAGCAAUCUACAACUCCAGGCGAUAAAAUCGAAAAGCAAACAACCACUAGUCGUGAGGGUCGCCAGACUGUAAAGCAUUUUCAGUAUGAAGAUAACUGCUCCCCCGCCCCGGCUGAGGUGUUGCGUACAUGCGCCGAGCGUCAUGCGCGCGGGCUCAUGCACCCGCAUAUGCUCUCGAUCUUAACACAUCGUCAAGUCACCUUGCCUGUGCUUAUGGAGGAUGACAACCACCGUGAAAUACCCUCUAUACAUCACUUCUUCAGGCCCAUUCGACAAAAUGUUUAUGCUAUUCUGUAUAAUAUGCAUCAUCACCGUUUUAUGGCACAAAAAGCUAAAGAAGAAGGAUCUACUAGCUCAUCAUCAGGUGUUGAUCGCCCAUGUACUGUGCAAAUAUCAGAAUGGAUCUAUUCACGUGUGAAUCCUGGCAAGAGUCCUGAAAUUGUGCCUGGAAUUGUACUUGACUGGCCUGUACCAACGGUGCAAAGGCUUUGGUUCGGAACCGCACAAGAUGAUAAAUGCCGACGUAUGAGGGCCUUCCUCUCGUGCAUGCGAUCCGAUACUCCAUUGAUGUUAAAUACGUCAUAUGUGCCCCAACAUCUACUCAUAUUAGCGACCGUAUUGAGGUUUAUUAUGACUUCUCAAAUUCAGAUUUUAAGGAGACAAGAGCUGGAUGCAUUUUUGGCGACAGCUUUCUCAAACGAUCUUAUGAAUGCUUUGCAUUUGCAAGAGAUGACCGUAAGUGUAAACAAUGUAAACGGCAUUAAUUCUCGCGGUGUACAACUGGGGGCUCUGGUUAUGGCUGGCGCAGAAGCAGCGCUGCUAGCUAACGACGCUUGUGGCGCUCCAGUACCGUGGCUCGUAGCCGCCCCCUGGCUCUACUUCGACGGCAAGCUUUUGCAACGUAAUCUCCAUCGUGCCAAUCAUUGCAAACACUUAGCUCAACUUUGCGAUAAUCAUCUCGACACCGUCGUUAAGGUAGAACGUAUGCGCAAAGCGAUCCUGGAGGGGUUGGAGGUGGAAUUUGCGAUGCCGCCUCUGCCGCUGGUGGCGGGCGUGGUGGGCGGCGCGCUGGGCGCGUGGGGCCGCGGGCGCGGGCGCGGCGCGCGCCUCGAGAUCGCCGGCGUCGUCGUGGGCCAAUGGGGCGGCGGCAGCUACCCGGCGCGCACCGCCAGGUACCCGCAGGUGAGUUACGUGGGCUACACUCCUCCGCCGCGCAACGCGUACGGAGGGCGCGGAUGGCGCGGUACCCGCGGAGGUCGCGGUCGAGGGCGCGGGCGCGGCACGGCCGCCGCCGCCGGUCCUGCAGCGCGCAGCACGCGUCGUUCCCGUCGCGAUCAGGACGAGCCCGCCAAACCGGCCACUCUCACAGUUAACGGGAAAACGGUGAGGUCCGAUGAGAUGGGCAGCCAAAUAGAAGAGGGCAGCCCGCACGAGGAUAAUUCCGCUCUCGACACCGACGCCGAUGGUGCCCAGCCGCAGAAAGUAAAGACUGCAAAAAAUGCCAAGAAGAAUAUAGGCAAAGGAAAGAAGAAGAAUUACAAUCAGAAGUCCGAGAUCGCUCAAACGUUGGAGACGAACGGCCCACUUGAUAAAAAUAAGGUGGCGGAGCAAUGCCACAAUUCUGAAAAGGAACACAUUGGUCAAGGGGAUGCACCAGUUUCAAACUAA
Messenger RNA from Arctia plantaginis, 2865 nucleotides. Lineage: Eukaryota; Metazoa; Arthropoda; Insecta; Lepidoptera; Erebidae. The record is from the annotation of a GenBank genome assembly.